AUGAGAGCCACCCCGAUUGCGUUUGCGGCGUCAGCUAUAACGACUGCUAUAGCGACCAAUGUCUCCGUCGUCCGCCCAAACGAGCCUUUUUUGCCACAUAACAAGCUUCCUCCGUCGCAUGCCACUUCCGACGGAGCCUCUAUCGUGCAAAUGUUCCCGAACCUUGGUCGUUCCACUAAAUGGAACCUCAUCUCGAAGACCAAAUUUGAAGGCGACACUGGCGAACCAGAAGGUAUCGUCCGUGUCGGUGACGAUCGAUACUUCGUUUCCGCCGGACAAUGGACUGUCCCAACCUCGAAAUACCCUCAGCCGAUCAACGGUACCGACCGUACUCCCGGCGCGGGUUUCGCCCACGCUCUCAUCUACGACGAUAAGGGCAAACUAAUUGCCAAUGCCACUCUGACGGAGCCCGGAGAUCUUGAGUAUCACACCGGUGGUAUCGACUACGAUGGCCGUUACCUGUGGGCAACGCUGUCUCAGUACCGGCCCAAUUCGACUGCAACUAUCGUCCAGAUCGACCCGCUUACGCUCCAGAAGAAGGAGAUGUUUCGCACCACUGAUCAUAAUGGUGGAAUCGUGCAUGACACUGUCACUGAUGACCUCGUCACGCUGAAUUGGGGUGGCCGCAAUGCUACCACCUGGUCUCUUAAAGACUACCCGCAUGGAUUCACGCCAAUGCCCGGAUUUACGGCUCCCAAGUCUUCCGUCCCAGACCAUUCGUUCUUCGUUGAUUACCAAGAUUGCAAGUUCAUUGGGCACCAUGCCCUUCCCGAUGCCGUGGCCGCCCGUGUUGGUGAUCAGGGAAGCAAGAGAGCGAUUAUGUUCUGCGGCGGCGUUGCUUCUAUCGGGUCGUCGUUCAGUCUGGGUGGUAUUUCCCUGGUUGAUCUCGAGACCAUGUUGCCGCUGUGGGAAGUUCCGAUCGCAAUGAAAAGUGAUCUCGGGGCGCCCGUGACACAGAAUCCAGUCGACAUUGCGGUUGUGGAUGGAAAGUUGAGGAUUUACUGUCUCCCGGAUCAGCAUAAGUCGACGCUCUAUGUUUACGAGGCGGCUUGA
Messenger RNA from Penicillium brasilianum, 1053 nucleotides. NCBI's taxonomy places the organism in Eukaryota, Fungi, Ascomycota, Eurotiomycetes, Eurotiales, Aspergillaceae. The record is from the annotation of a GenBank genome assembly.